Molecule: messenger RNA, 954 nt
Organism: Dothidotthia symphoricarpi CBS 119687
Lineage: Eukaryota; Fungi; Ascomycota; Dothideomycetes; Pleosporales; Dothidotthiaceae
Product: carbohydrate esterase family 1 protein
Exons: 2
Coding region: 1-954 (317 amino acids)
Molecular function (GO): feruloyl esterase activity
Source: RefSeq, a predicted model, not a curated record
AUGAGCAGCGGCACUCGGGCACAGGCACCUACUACAUCAGCCUCUUCGUGUGGAAAAGCCCUACCGGAAGGUGUGCAGCUGGGUCACUCUGUCAACCUCACUAUCUCAAGUGACAGCGUCAACCAAACGAGUACAACUCGACGUUACCGCAUUCAUGUCCCUCGAUCAUAUCCCAACAAUGCACAAGUGCCCGUCAUUUUUUCGUUCCAUGGGCGCAGUAGGGAUGCGUUGUUUCAAGAAGAGCUUUCACAAUUCUCGAACGCUUCAUAUGGGUUUAAGGGGAUUUCUGUGUAUCCGGAAGGAUGGCCGACCAGCAAUACAGGCAUCCAACAAUGGCAAGGCGACCCUGAUGCACCAUCAUACGUCAACGACACAUUGUUCACCCUCGAGAUCCUGAAUCACCUGGAACACGCUUAUUGUGUAGACCCCACCCGUGUAUACGCAGCAGGAAAAUCCAACGGAGGAGGUUUUACUGGUCUGCUUGCAUGUGAUCCAAUUGUAGGUGCAAAAUUCGCCGCAUUUGCCGUUGUAUCCGGGGCUUUCUAUCUGAAUGAAGCCCAACAACUUCCUUCCUGCAACAACUUACGUCAAUCGACGCCCAUCACGGAGUUCCAUGGAUUCGAGGAUACUACAAUCCUCUAUGCCGGUGGUCUAAACACACGCAAGACACGCAACACAACCAGCAUUGUCGCCUACGUUGAUGAUUGGGCCGAACGAAACAGUUUUCAAAUCAGCGCCAAUACAUCCAGUCAUCUCUGUAGUGGAGGCAAGAAGGUCACAAGAUAUAGCUGGGGUAACGACCAAGUCGUGCAUUACAACUACACGAAUCUCGGACAUGACUGGCCAAGCUCAUUCUCCAACAGAGAUACAGAGAGCGACUUGACGAAGUUGACAUGUAAGGAAGCGGAAGCCACCAGUAUCAUUUUGAAAUGGUUCAAGAAGUGGACGCUAUAA